Paramecium octaurelia is the source of this 387-nucleotide messenger RNA. The record is from the annotation of a GenBank genome assembly. Lineage: Eukaryota; Ciliophora; Oligohymenophorea; Peniculida; Parameciidae.
AUUAUGAGAUCAAAUUCGUCAGCUUAUACACCAUAAAAUCCCGAAGUCUUUCACAAAGGACACAUCCAUUUCUUUGAUUUGUUAUCAUCAUUUCACGGUUUGGAGGAUUAGCCCGACUAUCCAGUUUAAUAAUAAACAAUUUAAGAUAAGCUGAGACAUCAAUAUCUCCAUGAUAAUAAUUGGGAAGAUAGUAAAGCAAUUUUAUUAUGAUUAGAACUAUGUUACAGAACAUGCUUCAAAAUCUAAGAAAAGGACUAUGUUUAAUUCUGUUUAGACAAGAAAUGUCAAGGUGCAUCUUAUUUGAAAGCAGCUCAAGUCUUGGGAUACGUUAAAUCUGGAAAUCCUACACCAAAAGCUCAUGGACAUCAUCAUCAUUGAUAUAGCAUU